UGACGUGAGGAGCGUUCCAUUUGGCCAGCGGUGGGCGGUUGCCACAGCUGGUUUAGGGCCCCGACUAUUGGGGCCCCUUGUCAGGAGGAGGCAGCCUCCGGGCUGGGGAGGAGAAGUCGCUGCCACCUCUGGCAGCUGACGCGGUCCCCUGGGAAGGUGCACUUCCUGCCCUCAGUUCCCGGCCGAGUUCGGUCUCCCGGGUUCAGGGCCCGGCUCCCCUUCCUGGUCUCUCUUCUCCCGCUGGGCCGGUUUAUCUGGAGGAGAUUGUUUUCCAGGGCUAGAAAUUGGACUUUUGAUGAUGUUUGACCCCGCGGCAGCAAUAGCAGGCAUCGUGAUAUCAAAGCUGGGCUCAGCUUCUGUUUCUUCCCUCUUGUAAUCACAAAGCCCAUUUUGGACCAGGAAUUCCAAUCAUGUCUGUGAUGGUGGUGAGAAAGAAGGUGACACGGAAGUGGGAGAAACUCCCAGGCAGGAACACCUUCUGCUGUGAUGGGCGAGUCAUGAUGGCCCGGCAAAAGGGCAUCUUCUAUUUGACCCUCUUCCUCAUCCUGGGGACAUGUACACUCUUCUUCGCCUUCGAAUGUCGCUACCUGGCUGUCCAGCUCUCUCCUGCCAUCCCUGUGUUUGCUGCCAUGCUCUUCCUUUUCUCCAUGGCUACACUGUUGAGGACCAGCUUCAGUGACCCUGGAGUGAUCCCUCGGGCCCUACCAGAUGAAGCAGCUUUCAUAGAAAUGGAGAUAGAAGCUACCAAUGGUGCAGUGCCCCAGGGCCAGCGACCACCUCCUCGUAUCAAGAAUUUCCAGAUCAACAACCAGAUUGUAAAGCUGAAAUACUGUUAUACAUGCAAGAUCUUCCGGCCUCCCCGGGCCUCCCAUUGCAGCAUCUGUGACAACUGUGUGGAGCGCUUCGACCAUCACUGCCCCUGGGUGGGGAAUUGUGUUGGAAAGAGGAACUACCGCUACUUCUACCUCUUUAUCCUAUCUCUCUCCCUCCUCACGAUUUAUGUCUUCGCCUUCAACAUCGUCUAUGUGGCUCUCAAAUCCUUGAAAAUUGGCUUCCUGGAGACGUUGAAAGAAACUCCUGGAACUGUCCUAGAAGUGCUCAUUUGCUUCUUCACACUGUGGUCCGUCGUGGGACUGACUGGAUUUCACACUUUCCUCGUGGCUCUCAACCAGACAACAAAUGAAGACAUCAAAGGCUCAUGGACGGGGAAGAAUCGCGUUCAGAAUCCCUAUAGCCAUGGCAACAUUGUGAAGAACUGCUGUGAAGUUCUGUGUGGCCCCUUGCCCCCCAGUGUGCUGGACCGAAGGGGUAUUUUGCCACUGGAGGAAAGUGGAAGUCGACCUCCCAGUACUCAAGAGACCAGUAGCAGCCUUUUGCCACAGAGCCCAGCCCCAACAGAACAUCUGAGCCCAAAUGAGAUGCCGGAGGACACCAGCACUCCUGAAGAGAUGCCACCCCCAGAGCCCCCGGAGCCACCACAGGAGGUGACUGAAGCUGAGAAGUAGCCUAUCUAUGGAAGAGACUUUUGUUUGUGUUUAAUUAGGACUGUGAGAGAUUUAAGGGGAGAAGAUAAACCUGAGACAGAGAGCAAGUGAGCUGUCCCUUUUACUGUUUUCCUUUGGUCUUUAUUCACCCAACUGCACACUGGCAUUUUCUUGCUGCAAGCUUUUUUUAAUUUCUGGACUCAAGGCAGUCACAGAAGAUGUCAGUCACCUCUGGUAACUGGACAAAUGGGUCCCUUGGGCCCCGGCACUGGCUUUCCAUGGCCUCAGCCACGGAGUCUCCUUGGACUCCCUUGUCUUUCCUCCAGAUCCCAGCUCUCCUGCUUGGGAUCAUUGGUCCAAUUCUGGGGUUAAAGGUUCUUGAGACUGGCUCAAAUCCUUUCAAGCUGCUGCAUGUCAUGAGUCCAGAGACAGUCACAGAGAACCCUGACCAGGGAAUCCUAAUUAGAUUCUUGGGGCCUUCAGAAUUGAAGAGGCUAGAGAGUGGGCGUGGAGGAUUCUCCUGGCUACAAAGUGCCAACAUUGCCAGCAAAUCCUUUCAGGAACGGGGCAGGUAACUUCCACUUGUAUUUAUUCAUGUAGCUUCUCCUUUGUCUCCUGCCCACUCUCUAACACCCAGGCCCCACUCUUCCAGUUAGAUAUAUGUAAGUAGUUACUGUAGAGAUAACAAUUCACAUUUCUUGUAGACUGUCCGGAAACUUUUUAAUACCUGUGCCAUUCUUAGUAAGAAUUUAUGAGAUGCCAAUGGCAUGGCCCCUCGCACUCUUUGUCUCAUCUCUCCUCCUUUCUCGUUAGCCCCUUUUAUUUUCCUUUUGACUCCUGCUCCCACUAGGAGCAGGAACGGCAGUAAUAAAAGUCUGCACUUUGGUGGUUCCUUUUCCUCAAAGGAAGCCUGAGUGCUCACUUAAACACUACCCCCUCAGACUCCCUGUGUGAGGCCUGUAGAGGCCCUGAAUGCACAAAUGGGGAAACCAAGGCACAGAGAGGCUCUCCUCUCCUCUCCUCUCCCCCUAUGUCCCCUCAAAAAAGAAAAAAAAAAGAAUAACCAGUACUUCCAUUAGGCCUCGGCUGAGUGAGGAGGGAAAGCCCAGCACUGCUGCCCUCCAGGGUAAACCCACUCCAAGGCCUUGGCCCACCUCGGGCUUGGUAACCACACGGGGGCUUCCUCCAAGCCCCACUCUUCCAGCACUUCCACCGGCAGAGUCCCAGAGCCGCUUCAUCCUGGGGGUGGGCCAUGGCCCCCAGUCAGCUCUGCUCAGGACCUGCUCUAUUUCAGGGAAGAAGAUUUAUGUAUUAUAUGUGGCUAUAUUUCCUAAAGCACCUGUGUUUUUCUCUUUCUAAGCCAGGGUCCUGUCUGGAUGACUUACGGGGAGGGGGGGGGAGUGUAAACCAGAACUUUUAAUCUAUUUGAAGGUGAUUAAACUGUGUCUAAUGCAAACUGCCUGCCUCCUCCUUCCCCCUUCCAUUUCAAGAACCACCAUGAGGUUGUGAAUGUCUGUGUGGGGGUGGGGGUGGGGGUUGAAGGGGUUGCUUGUUACUACCCAUACUUCCAUUUUCUAGGGGGCCCUUGUGUUGGAGAGAUAGCUCCCAAACUCUCCAUUGAUCUAUACCACAUUCAGGCUGAAGUUUACCUUAUUCCGGGCUAUGAGAAAAGGGCUUUCAAGGCAAUAUACAGUGUUAACAAGAUUGGGAGGGUCAGAGGGGAUUAUAUUCACUGAAAAAUACCUGUUCUUUAUUAGGAUAUUGUUUUUAUGCAGAGGGAUGCUGUUAAUUGCAAAUGAGUCUUGGUUAUUGAAGCAGGUUCAUCAGGGCCUCCUCUUGGAAAUACUUUGUUAGUGAUCUUUUAUAAGUGAUGGUAUAUAUUUCUUUUUAAAUGGUCUAAAGUCAAGACCCCUUACCAAUGCCUAUCUCACCCUUCCUAGCUAAUUAAAAUUAAUGAAAUUUGGCUGCUUCCAGAUUUUUCUGUAUGUCUUCCUAUUUUCCUUGUCGCAGGGGUUGAGUGUAAUAGUCCUUAGGGAGAGUCUGGCUCUGACUGACUCAGAUUCCUCUCCUAUCUCCCUCCACUUUCCCAUUGUUUUUGUGAAUCUUUCAGGUUUAUCCUUGUAGUUAGAUUUUAGUUAGUUCAAAAUAAGGCCAAGCCUCAAGAGUUUGGAAGUUGUUAGGUUUUUCCAGUUAACCUGACACUCAGAUGAUCCCCUUUUUAGUCAGUUCUCAGCCUACCCUGUCUCAGCCCAUCUUUUCUUUUGGAUUAGGACAGAUUCUCUCCUCGCUCAACUUAACCUCAACCACUCUUCUGCUGACCCUGAGGUCUGUCAGAGAAGCUUUCUCUCUGAGAUGAAGGGUAAACCUGGAGAUCCCUUAUCUCUAGUGUGAAAUCAGUUUUUUAAAAGUUUCUGCUUUUUUCAUACUCCCUGCCCUCUUUAUUUCCCUUUAUAAAUCCUCUGUAUUUAAGGCCUUGGCCUAAAGAUCUGUCCCAUUCAUACCACGCACCAGCUGGGACCUAGUCUGAGUGAUGGAUCACAGAGGGGAUUGAAGAAUUGGUUCUUCCCGGGGGAAUAGGCCUUAAAUUGUUCACUCUUUUCAAUACCUGACAUUCUUUCCACCUCUCCCCUUCCUCUCCAUCCCUUAAGUUUCCUAUGUACCCCACUUCCCCAGGCCAGGGUGGCUGGCACAGAUCCAAAACCCCUAAGGAGUGGUGGGAUUUGGCUGUUUGGGACCAUUUCUUCAUGUCCAUUUGGCUCCGGGGGCCUUCUUUGCCCUAGCAGAGAGUGUCAUCUCCCCCUUUGCAUUUUUUCCCAGUGGCAGAUGUGGGUUCUAAUUCUGUAGCAGCUAAAUUCCAUUCUUCCUGCCCUGCCCUUCCUGCCUUUGCCCCUAAGGUCCCUUUUCCUACUGACCAAAUCUCUUUACCUUGUUGCGGAAAAAAAAGUAUUUUGUUUUUAAAUCUAUUUUCUAACUUAAAUGCAAUUUAAUAUGUAAAACUCUGCACUUUUGUGUGAAUCUACAAAUGUGUAUGUGUGGUAGGUUUUUCACUCUCUGGUAUUUCUUAAUAAAGAAAUCUUUCUUUUUGGGGUGAAGCCAA
Lontra canadensis (Northern American river otter) is the source of this 4581-nucleotide messenger RNA. It is a transcript of the gene ZDHHC9, whose product is annotated as zinc finger DHHC-type palmitoyltransferase 9. Bases 411 to 1505 code for a protein of 364 amino acids. Gene Ontology annotation, biological process: protein targeting to membrane; peptidyl-L-cysteine S-palmitoylation. Gene Ontology annotation, cellular component: endoplasmic reticulum; Golgi apparatus. Gene Ontology annotation, molecular function: protein-cysteine S-palmitoyltransferase activity. The transcript is spliced from 11 exons. NCBI's taxonomy places the organism in Eukaryota, Metazoa, Chordata, Mammalia, Carnivora, Mustelidae. The record is from RefSeq and is a predicted model, not a curated record.